Molecule: messenger RNA, 1599 nt
Organism: Formica exsecta
Lineage: Eukaryota; Metazoa; Arthropoda; Insecta; Hymenoptera; Formicidae
Product: actin-5, muscle-specific
Exons: 2
Coding region: 151-1281 (376 amino acids)
Biological process (GO): mitotic cytokinesis
Source: RefSeq, a predicted model, not a curated record
UGGAGGCGUCCCGCGUGCCCAUCUUCGGUAGCGUCGCGCAUCGCAUCGCGGACGUUAUAUCUGGCGUCGCGACGCCCUCGGGCCUCAGCCGCUCCUCAGCCGCCCGUCAAUUCACAACUCACCCCCACGAGAAACUAAAGCAGCAGCAAGAUGUGUGACGACGAAGUAGCCGCUCUUGUGGUAGACAAUGGUUCCGGCAUGUGCAAAGCCGGUUUUGCCGGAGACGACGCACCGCGCGCCGUCUUCCCCUCGAUCGUCGGUCGACCCCGUCAUCAGGGUGUUAUGGUCGGUAUGGGUCAAAAAGAUAGCUACGUAGGCGAUGAAGCCCAGAGCAAACGAGGUAUCCUGACUUUGAAAUAUCCGAUCGAGCACGGUAUCAUCACUAAUUGGGAUGACAUGGAGAAGAUCUGGCAUCACACCUUCUACAACGAAUUGCGUGUCGCUCCCGAGGAACACCCGGUUCUCCUUACCGAAGCACCUCUGAACCCGAAAGCUAACCGCGAAAAGAUGACGCAAAUUAUGUUCGAAACCUUCAACAGCCCAGCUAUGUACGUCGCCAUUCAGGCCGUCCUCUCCUUGUACGCUUCCGGUCGUACCACCGGUAUCGUUUUGGAUUCCGGUGACGGUGUCUCUCACACCGUGCCUAUCUAUGAAGGUUAUGCCCUUCCUCAUGCCAUCCUCCGUCUAGACUUGGCCGGACGCGAUCUUACCGAUUAUCUCAUGAAAAUCCUUACCGAGAGAGGCUACAGUUUCACCACUACGGCCGAGCGAGAAAUCGUCCGCGACAUCAAGGAGAAGCUUUGCUAUGUCGCCCUGGACUUUGAACAGGAAAUGGCCACCGCUGCCGCCAGCACUUCUCUCGAGAAGAGCUACGAAUUGCCUGAUGGUCAGGUCAUCACCAUCGGUAAUGAGAGGUUCCGUACACCCGAGGCCCUCUUCCAGCCUUCCUUCCUGGGUAUGGAAUCUUGCGGUAUCCACGAGACCGUCUACAACUCCAUCAUGAAGUGUGACGUCGACAUCCGUAAGGACCUCUAUGCCAACAACGUUCUUUCUGGUGGCACCACCAUGUACCCUGGUAUUGCUGAUCGUAUGCAAAAGGAAAUCACUGCUCUCGCGCCUUCGACCAUCAAGAUUAAGAUCAUUGCUCCACCCGAGAGGAAAUACUCUGUAUGGAUUGGCGGUUCUAUCUUGGCCUCCUUGUCCACCUUCCAGCAGAUGUGGAUCUCCAAGCAAGAGUACGACGAGUCCGGCCCUGGCAUUGUCCACCGCAAAUGUUUCUAAGCGCGUCGUUACAUUACGAUCAUUGACGCAGCGAUGUAAUCUUUAUCGAAAGAAUAUCGUCCUACUUCGGGGAGAACGCGUAACUAGCAUGACGUUCUGCCCUGAGCAAUCAAGCUGCUACGAGAAACAUCAUCAUCGACUCUCAAUCAUCAUGGGAUCUCAUCAAAUCGUCAUUGUCACGGCCUCGCUCAUCGUUAUGCAAAUAACAACAGCCUGGCUUAAUAUCUUUGUCGUCGCAGCCUUUUGUAAAACUGCGCGCGACAACAUCAUUACUCACUUGGCGUCAUCAUCACGGCCGAGGUAGCGGUCGGUGGUAUU